AUGGACCGCACCACAGGCAGCCCGUUGGAACUUGCGAACGACAGGUUGGACGAAGAUGCGCCUCAUUGGCGGAGCCACGUUGGGUCUAUUCUGCUCUCUGAGGCCAUGAUAAACGCCCGCGUCUCGGAGCUUGGUCGCCAGAUCAGUGCUGACUACAGUCGCAUCGCCCCAGAGUUUGUCAUUAUAGGCAUUCUCACCGGCAGCUUUAUUUUUCUUGCUGAUCUCGUACGGAAGAUUACCCACCCAGUGCGAAUUUACUUUGCACGCGCUAAAUCAUAUGCUGGAACACAUUCCACUGGGUCCGUAUGGCUGCAUGACUUUGAUUUGUUGGACGUCCGCGAUAAGCAUGUGCUCGUCGUUGAGGAUAUUGUCGACACAGGCAAGACACUCAAGGCAAUUCACGAAGAACUCGGGCGUCGCGGCGCCUUAAGUGUGCACUUUUGCGCCUUUAUCUCGAAACAAACAGAACGCAAAGACGAAGGGGUACCAGAAGUGCGAUACGUGGGAUUCGUCUGCCCCGAUCGAUUUGUAGUCGGUUAUGGUCUAGAUUGCGAUGAGCGGUUUCGCCAACUUCCGUUUGUUGGCAUCUAUCGACCGUGA
Molecule: messenger RNA, 600 nt
Organism: Cyanidioschyzon merolae strain 10D
Lineage: Eukaryota; Rhodophyta; Bangiophyceae; Cyanidiales; Cyanidiaceae
Product: hypoxanthine phosphoribosyltransferase
Exons: 1
Coding region: 1-600 (199 amino acids)
Biological process (GO): hypoxanthine metabolic process; purine ribonucleoside salvage; IMP salvage
Molecular function (GO): hypoxanthine phosphoribosyltransferase activity; magnesium ion binding
Source: RefSeq, a predicted model, not a curated record